This is a messenger RNA of Lolium rigidum, 1044 nucleotides long. Its product is annotated as protein IRON-RELATED TRANSCRIPTION FACTOR 2-like. The record is from RefSeq and is a predicted model, not a curated record. Gene Ontology annotation, biological process: regulation of transcription by RNA polymerase II. The coding region runs from base 25 to 759 and encodes 244 amino acids. Lineage: Eukaryota; Viridiplantae; Streptophyta; Magnoliopsida; Poales; Poaceae. Gene Ontology annotation, cellular component: RNA polymerase II transcription regulator complex. Gene Ontology annotation, molecular function: protein dimerization activity; RNA polymerase II transcription regulatory region sequence-specific DNA binding; DNA-binding transcription factor activity, RNA polymerase II-specific. The transcript has 3 exons.
CAACCUUGGAGCUCCCGGCCAGCAAUGGGGCACCAGCACCAGCUCUUCGACGACCCCUUCGCCAGCAGCAUCUCCACGCUGGAGGCAGAUAUCUUCUCUGGUCCCGGGGGACACCAGCAGUGGCCGGAACUUGACGUCGACCUCGACCUCGACGGGGACUACAGCAUCCCGGCGACGGCCCCGUCGGCGAACAAGGCCGGUACCUCCUCCGGCGGCUCGGGAUCCCACCGUAAGAUCAGCCACAACGCGUACGAGCGCGACCGCCGGAAGCAGAUCAACGGGCUCUACUCCUCCCUCCGCUCCCUCCUCCCUGACACCGAUCACACCAAGAAGCUGAGCGUUCCGAUCACAGUGACGAAGGUGCUCGAGUACAUCCCGGAGCUGCAGAAGCAGGUGGACACUCUGGAGAAGAAGAAAGAGAAGCUGACCCGAGCGAGCUGCAAUCCGGGCGUGCUCACCAUGAAGGAGAACACAGCUCCAAUCGUCUCCGCAACCUGCCUAGACGACAGGGACAUCAUGGUCCAGGUCAGCCUGCUGAGCAACAUGGCCGGAGCUCUGCCAAUGUCCAAGUGCAUCAAAGUGCUUGAGAACGAAGGGCUUCGCCUCAUCAGUUCGUCGACCUCCCCCUUUCAGAGCAGGACGUUAUAUAGCCUCCAUCUCCAGAGAACCCAACAAACAAUGGGAAAGGAUUGUCCGGCAUUCUGUCAUGAACUGGAGAAUGCCAUCAAGAAGAAAGCAGGACUAUAUCUACAGCACUAGUAACGAUGUGUGUUGUUGUAUUUAACUACCACGAAUCACAAUGCAUGCACUAGAUAGUAUUGAUGCAUGCAUGUCAUAAUCUACGAUCUGUUUACGGUCUGUCUACGGUUGGAGGAUACGCGAGGGAUAUUUUUUCACUACAUGGGUGACAGCAUAAUCUACGGAUUGGGCCUCCGUCUUCACCUUAGGCGUUUUACAUUUGCUCAUGUCUGAUAUGUAAUUCUCCUUUUUUAGCACUCCAGACUUUUGAGACUUUUUAAACGGUUGUGUGCAUCUUAGCUAUCU